AUGGGAAUGUAUUCUGCUUCAAAAGCUGCUAUCAGGUCUUUAACAAGUAUUUGGAGAAUGGAAUGUCGUCCAUUGGGUGCUGUUUUUACACGUUUAACCGAACGACAAGCAUCUAUUUGGAAGGAUUUUACAGAUUUCAAUUCGUUAUCAUCGUCACCAUCAUCGUCAGAAAUCAAUUCAAAAUAUUUCGAUCCAAAACAUGAUAUGACAUCAAAUGAGCUUUCAAUAUACGAGAAUGCCAAUAGGAUGAUUGCUAAAUUAUCAGGUGAUUUUGUGUCAAAUGCUAUUCCACCUUUUGUCGUGACUGAUGCCAUCAUACACGCGUUAUCUUCGCCAUAUCCAAAGAACACAUAUUAUGUUGGUUUAGAUUCUAGAAUUGUUGCUGGUUUGAUUUGGCUAUUAGAUGAAAAGAAGGAACGUUUAACGGACGAGAACCGUAAAUUUCCAAAAUGUUAA
Entrophospora sp. SA101 is the source of this 456-nucleotide messenger RNA. Lineage: Eukaryota; Fungi; Glomeromycota; Glomeromycetes; Entrophosporales; Entrophosporaceae. The record is from the annotation of a GenBank genome assembly.